This is a messenger RNA of Nomascus leucogenys (northern white-cheeked gibbon), 1093 nucleotides long. RefSeq names its product atherin-like. The record is from RefSeq and is a predicted model, not a curated record. Lineage: Eukaryota; Metazoa; Chordata; Mammalia; Primates; Hylobatidae. The coding region runs from base 338 to 1093 and encodes 251 amino acids. The transcript is spliced from 2 exons.
UUGUCACCCCACCCUUUGCUGCCCCCACCCCAGUGCGCAAACGCACACAGGUUUAAAGUUUAGGCUGUGAUGCUAUCCUCGCCCGCAGAUCACAGGACAGACAUUCCCGGGGACAACUUUGCGAGGCCAUGUGCUCGUCCCCCUUAGGAAGGAAGAGGGAGAAAUCCCUGCGGCUCGGUUUUGUUGCAAUGGUUUGCUCAGCGAGUGAUUCCCGUUUCCCCAAAGGCUGCCCCUCAUUAGCAUGAACGGGGGUGGGGGUGUGGAGAAGGGGUUGGGGGAGAGAAAGCAAGCAAAAGCCCAGGCUAACUUUUAGAGCCUGGGAACCCUGUCUGCAAAAAUGACAGCUAGAGCUUUCUGGCUCCUCUGUUUGAUCGUCGGAUCAUCCCCCGAAGCACCGGUGGCGGAGAGAAAAACCUCGCCGCCGCACAGCAGAAAGCCGGACUCCCGCGGCUGCCCGAACACGGAGGAGACACCGGGGCCCCGCGCGCAGCCGCUCCUUGAGGCCCCGCAGCGGCCGCGCGCGGCCGAGGCCGCCCCCGCCUGGCCUGACCCGCGGCGCCGGAAGCCCCCGCCGCCGGCCGACAACCAGGCCAGCUUCCGGGAGGCCGCACGCGCGCCCGCUGGCCCACCGGGCCCGCGCCUGGCGCAAGCCGAGAACCGCGCGUCGCCGCGCCGCGGGCCCGCGUCGGAGGACGCCCCGCGACGCGCGCGCUCACGGGCCCUGCGCUUCCCCGCCGCCCGGCCGCCCGCGCGCGCCACCGAGGGCUCCGCCGGCCACGCCCACCCCAACCGGCCGCGCGCCGCCGCGCUGGCCCCGGGCCCCGCGCCCGCACCCGCGCCCGCGCCCGCGCCGCCACUGCGCUUCAGCCUCAGCUUCGGCCUCAGCCCGCCGCAGAGGGACGCGGAGCCCGGCGCUGAGCCCUGCGCGCGCGCCUGCCGGUCCUACCUGGACGAACGCGAGGCGUUCUGCGAGAGCGAAUUCGGUGAGCCCGGCCGCCGCGCCGCCGCCCCGCGAGCCUGUCCGACCCCCGGAGAAGCCCGCCCGCGAGAUCCCAGGGCGUCCGACCCGUGCGGGCCGUUUCGCGGUUGCUAA